This is a messenger RNA of Aegilops tauschii subsp. strangulata, 931 nucleotides long. The record is from RefSeq and is a predicted model, not a curated record. NCBI's taxonomy places the organism in Eukaryota, Viridiplantae, Streptophyta, Magnoliopsida, Poales, Poaceae.
UUCAUUGUACUACAAUGAUUGAAGAUGAAUAGAUUGAAAUUUUUCCUGCAAAAAAAAAUGGUUGGGUAGCAACGAUUAAAGAGAAAAUUUCCCACACGUUGCAAAUGAAUGUAGGGAUAGGGUUGCUACGUGUUUUAUCUUCAAUGGUCUGCACAUAGUUCGUGUUGCACUUGCGCAUUUUGCAACAACGGGCAUGUUGCAGGGCACGUUGCACGCCGACGUCUGAUCGGUUGAAUAGAAAUAUCAAGUUGCAGAUUUCAGUAGUGGUCUAUAUAAUUUUACUUUUUGCUAUUCAGGAGUAGUAGGUUCGGAAAAGAAUCUUUCGCUUGUGUCCGUGUGCGUGUCUUCUUACUUGCCAGAGUUCGCAUCGGAGUAGGAGUGAUCGUUUGGUACACGAAAUAUGUGCGCGUGAGUUGUCCCUGCGAGUCCAGGUGCCCAACCAUCAACCGAGCUCUCGUGUGCCCCCAUGGCAGCAACAGCGUCGACGUCCACGGCCGUCCACGUCCUGGAACCCAACCACGAACCCGGCACCGGAUCCUCGGCCGAGGCGUGGAGGCCGCUGUCGUGUGCUGGCGGCGGCGAGGAGAACGUGCUCGACCUGGACUCCCCGUGGGCGGCGGUGGCCGAGGCGGGAUCGAGGUUGGAGGAGGCGACGGCGGCGGGAGCUGGCCUUCGCGCCGAGGAGGAGGCGGGGCAGGAUGAGAUACGAGACAACCUGCAGCGACAGGAGGACGAGGUCGAGUGCACUAAUCUACUCACUAUGUUGGAAUUUGGUACUACUGACUAUGUUGGAAUUUGGUAGUACUACUUAUUAAGUGGUUCAGAGGGAUUUUUCUCCUCAGUUUUAGACAGUUGCUGGGAGGACUAUACGUACACUGUGUUUGUUUUCUCACAUGAUACCUCGCUGCAGCUGAUGGCAUUGGAAGCAAUA